Molecule: messenger RNA, 1080 nt
Organism: Emiliania huxleyi CCMP1516
Lineage: Eukaryota; Haptophyta; Isochrysidales; Noelaerhabdaceae
Exons: 2
Coding region: 25-846 (273 amino acids)
Molecular function (GO): metal ion binding
Source: RefSeq, a predicted model, not a curated record
CCUCGGUCGCCGCGAGGAGGCUUCAUGCAGGCGGCCUCCGAUGGGCUUCCGCCGCAUCCGGCGACGGGCCUCACAGGCGCUCUCCGUGCCUCCCAGCGUGUGCCCAAGUCGGACGUCUCCUUCUGGGCGCACGAGAUGUCCUACUCGUCGCUCGCCUCGACCGACUCGGGCUACACCCAGCAGCCGUGGCUUCCGGACGAGCUCUCGUCGCACUGCAUGCAGUGCCACCGCCCCUUUCACCUAUUGCGGUGGACGCACCACUGCCGCGACUGCGGCGGGGUGUUCUGCGGCGACUGCUCGACCCAUCGCGUGGAGGUGGUCAGCGGCGUCGGCCGGCAGCACAACUCGAGCGCGAUGCGUGUCUGCGACGGCUGUGCCUUCUCGCCGCACCACCCGGCGCACCUAGGCUGCCGCAAUCCGCUCUCGUGCGCGCGGUGCGCGCGCCCGAGUUCUACGGCGCACUGCGGCGUCUACCUGAGCAUGGCGGCGAGGACGGUCUUGUGCUGCGGGCUGAGCGACCUCGGGUGCGGCGUGUGCUGCGGCGGAUGCUCGAGCUGUGUCCGCGCGCUCGACGCCCGCAGCGUGCCGGCGCCUCCGAUCAUGCAGCGGCCUCGUGUCACCAACCGCUCGGCGUACGCGCCGCCGCCGCAGCCGCCGCCCGGCGGUCCGCCCGGCGGAGAGGCGACAGACGGCCCGAAUGUCCGGCAGGAGCGGCGGCGCGGCUCGUGCUACUCGCUGCCCGCCCUGGCGGCAGAGGCCGAGCGCGGGGGCGCAGAGAGGAGAACCGCGCCGCUGACUGCCGCGGGGGUGAAGCCGCUAACGGCCCAGCAGAGGCGAGAGGCCUGACCCAGACAGCGUCCGUUCUCGAGUCGAUCAAUCGGAUCCUCAAGGCAUUUCUCCAGCUGCCAUCUAUCGUGUUGAAACCGCACGCACAAGUAUUGACGGCCAGCGCUCGCUGUGUGUGAGCGGCGCGCCGGCGUUGUAGCUUGACCUUGAGCCCUGGGUACGAGUGGCCCUAGUACGUUGGCUAUAUGGCUAUACGUGUGAGUUGGCAUCGUAACUCGGCCGAAAAAUGUGGGC